Sesamum indicum (sesame) is the source of this 662-nucleotide messenger RNA. Its product is annotated as transcriptional regulator SUPERMAN-like. The record is from RefSeq and is a predicted model, not a curated record. Lineage: Eukaryota; Viridiplantae; Streptophyta; Magnoliopsida; Lamiales; Pedaliaceae.
UGGAUCAGAGAAGCAGUAUGUCCAGCAAAAUGAAGCAAGAAAACAUGAGCAACAGUAGUAGAAAUAUGAAGCAAAUGUAUGACUUUAAGGUGAAGGGUUCAUCAUGGGAUUUUGGAAAUUAUGACAGCAAUAACAACUGGGGAUCAGAUCAAGGAGAUUUAGUUGCAGCAGGGUUUUCAUGGCCUCCAAGAUCUUACACAUGCAGCUUUUGCAAAAGGGAGUUCAGAUCUGCUCAAGCUCUUGGUGGGCACAUGAAUGUCCACAGGAGGGAUAGAGCAAGAUUGAGACAGUCCCCACAAAGGGACAUUGUUGUUGGUGGUAAUAACCACAAUCAUGGUCAGUUUUCUCUGCUAAACCUAAAUCUUGAUCCUAACCCUAGUUUUAACUCAAACCCUAGUUUUCCCCCAUCCAAUUCUCCCCCACCUUUAUCAUCUCUUCUGACUAAAUUUCCUCAGUUCAACUCCACAUUGCCUCCACUUUGCCCUAUACCUCCAGUCCAGAACAAUGAUAGACCCAUGACUAAAGAUCCUGGGGGGGGCGAAAAAUUGGAUUCAACUGUGCAUAAGAAAGCUGAAAUUGUUAGAUUGGACUUGGAGAUUGGGCUGAUUACCAGUCAGUCUAAGGAGGAACUGGAUUUGGAACUUCGGCUCGGGUACACUUAG